AUGGCAAAGAGCGAAGUCAGGCUGCAGGCCCGCAUCGACCAAGCCGCCAGUCUGUUGAGACAAAUCGGCCUGAAAUUAAAUGCAGCCAAAUGCAGGUCGCUCUUCAUUUCCGAACGGCAGCCUGUCGGGUUACGUGACGUCAUAUGCAAGGUGGACGGGACUCCCAUAGGAUGUCUACGAGACUUCGAAUCGUUUCCAUACCUUGGAAGACCCGUCGGCUACAACAUCUUCCGAGACAACGGUGAAGUGGACGAAGCCAUCGAACUGGGGAAGAAGCUCCUGAAUUCCUGUCUUGCACCAUGGCAGAGGAUCGACGCCAUCAAGACCUUCCUGUAUCCAUCACUGAAGUUCGCCAUGAGGUGCGGCGUGCUCGGAAAGACCGACUGGUCACGGCUCGACAACGCCUUGCGACCACUGAUCAAGCGGUCAUUGUACCUUCCCAAGUCUGCGUCAACUGACUACCUCUACAGCAGCAGCAAGGCGGGAGCAUGCGGCAUUCCACUAACCACAGAGAUCAGUGACAUAUGCCGCCUGGAUAGUGCCUUCAAGCUUCUAACGUCGCGUGAUCAAGAAGUGUCAGCCAUCGCCAUGUCAAGCCUGACAAGAACCGUGGACAAGCGCCUCGGCCGCGAAUGUGGCAUCGAAGAACUUUGCCAGUAUCUGAGCGGCGAAAACGAGGGAGACUUCAGGUUGCGAAGCAAUCAGCUCCGCAACGUAUGGACUGAGGCAAGAAAGGCAUCAUCCACGCUAGGCGUCUCGUGGGACCUGGAGGAGGGCAACAUUAGCAUCACGCGUGAAAACCAAACAAUCACCGCAUCGCAACGCACGAAGCUAAUGGCCAUCAUCCGCUCUCAGCUAACCCUCGCCAGAGACCAGAGCCUGCGUGAGCUUCCAAGCCUAGGAAAAGUGAUGGACUGCGUCUACAGGGACAAAGCCAGUUCUCAUUUCAUCCGCACCGGGACAUUCACCAGCUUCGCACAGUGGCGCUUCAUCCAUCGAGCCCACCUCAACCUCCUCCCUGUAAACGGCGCGCGCCCCUGGGCUCGCAACGACGACAGGCAAUGCAGAAGGUGGGGCCACUCGAAUGAGACCCUUCCACACGUGCUGGACCACUGCAUGCCCUCUUCCGCAAGCUACCAGGCCCGCCAUAACGAGAUAGUGGAGAGCGUGAAGGCAGCGGCUCGUGGAAAGUACACCGCGAUUUCCGAGAACAUGGCUGUCGGCGGCACAGGGCUACGGCCUGACCUCAUCCUGUGCAGAGGAGAGGAGGCCAUAAUCGUGGACGUCACCAUUCCGUUCGACAACCGCUACCAGGCACUGGCUGCAGCACGGGCUGAAAAGGAGGCAAAGUACGAACUUCUCAAGCCCCACCUCCAAAGGCGCUUCCACCGUGUCUCAGUCCAAGCCAUUGUCGUCGGAGCGCUCGGUAGCUGGGACCCGGCAAAUAACAAGGUGAUGAAGAAGCUAUGCACCAAGUCCUACCUGGGAGUAUUCAAGAAGCUCUGUGUGAGCAAUGUGAUAGCUGCUUCACGGAACAUCUAUGUCGAACAUGUGACUGGGAACCCCAUUGUUUAG
Molecule: messenger RNA, 1575 nt
Organism: Ornithodoros turicata
Lineage: Eukaryota; Metazoa; Arthropoda; Arachnida; Ixodida; Argasidae
Exons: 1
Coding region: 1-1575 (524 amino acids)
Source: RefSeq, a predicted model, not a curated record